Messenger RNA from Alligator mississippiensis (American alligator), 868 nucleotides. It is a transcript of the gene TSPO, whose product is annotated as translocator protein. The record is from RefSeq and is a predicted model, not a curated record. NCBI's taxonomy places the organism in Eukaryota, Metazoa, Chordata, Crocodylia, Alligatoridae. Gene Ontology annotation, molecular function: cholesterol binding. The transcript is spliced from 4 exons. The coding region runs from base 16 to 789 and encodes 257 amino acids. Gene Ontology annotation, cellular component: membrane; endoplasmic reticulum.
AACCCACCUCCAGUGAUGAUCAGGGCACCUUAUCUCUCCAGCCCCCUGCAGACCCAGCAGCCACUGAGCAUACAGUACAGGCUCCCCGCUUCCCUCCCUCCCUUCCCCUCCUCCUGGGGAGAACCUGUGCCUGUGGCUGUGUGUGUAGGAGUGGCUUUGGCAGCACCCUCCUGCCUUCCUGCUGUUUCCCGGUGUCGUAGUCGGCGGCGGCGGCGGCAGCAGCCUGGUGUGGCUGUGCGGGCAGUGGAAGCUUCACAGUGCCCCCAGCGGGAGAGAUUCACAGUCACAAUGGACACUGUAUCAGCAUGGGCUCCAGGUGUUGGUUUCACACUCCUGCCUCAUGUAGGAGGGAUGUUAGGAGGCUUGAUAACAGAUAGAGAAAUCCAUGGAUGGUAUGAGUACCUAGAGAAGCCAUCCUGGUGUCCACCUAAUUGGAUGUUCGCUCCAGUCUGGGGAACUCUCUACACAUCGAUGGGGUAUGGUUCUUAUCUGGUGUGGAAAGAGUUGGGAGGAUUCAACAAAAAGUCAAUGGUUCCACUUGGACUAUAUGCAGGGCAGCUGGCAUUAAACUGGUCAUGGACUCCUAUCUUUUUUGGAGCUCACAAAACAGGAUGGGGUUUGGUGGCUCUGCUACUCACUACAGGUGCUGCAACAGCCACAACCAGCUCCUGGUACCAUGUGAACAAAACAUCAGCCUACUUAAUGUUCCCUUACCUAGCUUGGUUAACUUUGGCAUCUGUACUCAAUUAUCGCAUCUGGAAAGACAAUCCAAACAAGAAGAAACCUUAAUACAAAACCUUUUGACAAAGUAUGAGAACAAAGGAAGUUUUAAGCCUUUCUUAAAUAAAAUUUAAUUUGUUUUACUGUU